This is a messenger RNA of Paramecium octaurelia, 459 nucleotides long. The record is from the annotation of a GenBank genome assembly. Lineage: Eukaryota; Ciliophora; Oligohymenophorea; Peniculida; Parameciidae.
AUGAUUAAUUAAUCUGACCAUGAAUCAUAUGAUUCCCAGCUUAUAGAACAGGAACCAUCAAUUCAGCAGAUUAAAAGCAUCAGAGUGCAAUCCAAUCGUUACUCCAUCUCAAAUCAGUAAUUGCAAGCGGAAUCAGACAGUCUAGAUACUCUCUAGAGUAUUUUUGAUUCAGAAUAGGAAUAGAGACUCAUAAUCGAGACCAUAUCCAAUAUCAGUACAACAAAUACGAUCAAUCAAAAGAAAAAAAAAUUAAAACGAGUCUGCUAGGCGAAUUCUUUUAAGGCUAAAUUGGCAUAGAGAACAAGGAUUUAGUCGUUUAGAUUGGAUGAAGAAGCUUGCAGUUAAGACGAAGAGGAAAGCCUUCCAUAAAAUCUAAUGCAGGUCGAUUUGUAAUUUAGAGAAGAGGCAAUAUUUUCAGUAUCAAAAAUAAUUGAGACUCGAAAGAAUCUAAUAAUUUGA